Messenger RNA from Aureobasidium musti, 1564 nucleotides. The record is from the annotation of a GenBank genome assembly. NCBI's taxonomy places the organism in Eukaryota, Fungi, Ascomycota, Dothideomycetes, Dothideales, Saccotheciaceae.
GCCACCAAGACUCUCGGGGACGAUGCGACAAAUACUGCCAAGCUACAGCGACCAUCAGGGACAAGACGUAUUACAACAAGCAAUGCAUGUGGUAGGAUGGCUUCCAUAUAUCAUCGCAUUCUUCAGGACGCUCAUUUGGCGACAGGAUCUUGUAGGCGCAGGAAGAUACGCUGCGAUGGCGCGACUCCUUGUGGCCAAUCACCACACUAGCUACACCAGAAAAUGGAAAUCUAAUGCUUAUAGAUUGAUGGAAGAUCUGUCAGCGUCUGUUGACCAAUAUCGCUCGGUCUUCGACCGUCUUUUCNNCCCUGGUAGGAGUAUCGAACAAUUGGCCUCACUUCCCAAGGAUGAUCUCAUAGCCAUCAUCGGUAUACCUCCAACUUCGAAUGACCAACUAGCUCGAAUGCCAGAACUAGAUUCUCCGAUAUCUACUAUUGGGUCCGAAGGGGCCGAAAGUCUGGAGACGCUCAUUCAAGCACCGGAGCAAGAUCCAGUAGCCGAUGAAGCCACACGACAUCAAUCCAGAGUGCAGGGUAUCUCUGAUGAUGUCAAUGGCCUGUCUUUAUCAUUGGACAGACCUUCCUCAUACGUUGGUGUCUCAUCUAUCACAGCCGCCCUCAAGGUUAUCUGCAGAGUGGCUCCUGCGACACGAAGAUUGCUCGCGCUGGAUCACACUGAAACGGCUCUACCUAGUCGGACGGACUCGCCGGAAGUGAUCAACAUAGACCCUGCAUACUUACCACCCUCUGAGCUUGCACAAGUCUUGAUCGAGACUUACUUCAAGAAAGUUCAUCCACUCAUGCCUAUGUUGGAUGAACAACAAUUUUGGCAGACCUGGCUUUACGGAGAGCGAAAAGACCGUUCUUGGAUGGCUCUGUUUAAUACAGUCCUGGCUCUUGGGUCCGUGAUGUCAUCAGACUGUACCGAUAAAUCUCAUGAUGCCUAUUACCAACGGGCGAUGCAACUCUUGGAUCUCGAGAGCCUCGGUAGUGGCAACAUACUUGUCGUUCAAGCCUUGGGUCUCUUGAGUGGCUACUACAGACCAAAUUUGGCAAACAACCUUAUGGGUGCAACACUGCGUCAAGCCACUGUACUAGGCCUACACCGAGAGUACACAGACGCAAGCACAAGCAGUGGAACCACUUCACACAAAGCUAUAUCUGCCGAUGUGCGACGAAGAACGUGGUGGAGUCUUUACGUUCUGGACACCUGGGCGAAAUUAGACAGAGAGUUACUGCAAUGGCAUACUGAUCUACCAGCUUACUUGAAGCCUGCGAGGCUGUCCAUCACGAAGAACCAACGGCCUGACAAACAAACCGCUACUGCAAAAACACUCGAGAUACCAAGCAUGGUAAUGUAUUGGAGAUACCAGAAUCUUCGCCUCCUGUUACAUAGGCCUUAUCUCCUGGCUACUGUCUUGCGUACUGGAGGCAACACCUCACUCUCGACCGAAGAAAAGGUUGGAGUGGGCCGAUGCAAAGCUGUCGCAGCUCGCACAAUUUUGGAUAUCAGCAAUAUGUGCCCGGAAGACUUACUUGCUGGCUGGAACGGGGUUUGGUUCAUG